GCAGAGCAAAGCGCGCGGGCAGGAGAGGAAGAGAGAAGGAAGACUGCAGGUCAGUGGAGGCAAUCACCUGACGCCACCCCGUCCCCGCGAGAUUCCAAGGGGCCAAUCUGUUCCUGCGUCGACAUCGACGGGAAUCAUAGUGGGCACGAGGGAACUGUAGCGCGUGACAACGAGAGGCUUGGAUUUGGAUCCAUUUUUUGGUGUGUUUGAUUGCCUUGCCUGGAUGCAGCUCUGCGUUUCCUGGCUAUAAAGCGACAGGGGGCCUGGAGCUGGGCCGCGGAGACCGGAGAGAGGCCACUGGUUUUUGGCUGCUGUUGUUUGGCUCUUGUUCAGUCUGCUGUUUGGUUUCAGAUCCGAGAAGGGUUGAGAGAGCUGAAUCGUGGCAAGGAAGUUUCUUUCGUGUGCAUUCUCUUAACUGUGAACGAGAGUCAGAAAUAAAAAUGGGGAUUGGAGAUGGUUCGUCUAAAGGGAACCAGCAAUCAGUGCAUAAGGAAAUACGAGAUGAGACCACACCACUUCUUCCAGUCAAGGCGGAGGAGGAGGGGUUUCAUGAGCUCAACGGUGCUUCAUUCUCUGGGGCUGUUUUCAAUCUGUCGACCACCAUAGUUGGCGCUGGGAUUAUGGCCCUGCCAGCAAGUAUCAAAAUGCUGGGCAUGGUUCCAGGGAUUCUGAUGAUCAUCAUUGUGGCAUUGCUCACAGAGGCAUCCAUUGACAUGCUUGUCAGGUGCAGCCACCAGGGCAAGAUUACGUCAUAUGGGUGGCUGAUGGGUGAGGUUUAUGGGCAGUGGGGGAGGAUUGCGCUACAGGCCUCCGUCAUCAUAAACAACAUCGGUGUGCUGAUUGUUUACAUGAUUAUCAUCGGUGAUGUAUUAUCUGGAACAACAUCUGCCGGUGUUCAUCAUUGUGGUAUAUUGGAGGGCUGGUUUGGAGCUCAUUUGUGGAAUUCUCGCCCCAUUGUUCUUCUUGCAACAACUCUUUUGGUGUUUGCUCCGUUGGUGAGCUUUAAGCGUUUGGAUUCAUUGAGAUACACAUCUGCCCUAUCAGUUGCCCUGGCUGUGGUUUUUGUUGUCAUUACUGCUGGGAUUGCCAUCAUCAAACUCUUUAGCGGAACUGUAGCGAUGCCCAAACUUUUUCCUGAAUUAGAUGACCUUAGUUCCAUCUGGAAGCUCUUUACGGCUGUCCCUGUCCUUGUCACUGCCUACAUCUGCCACUAUAACGUCCACAGCAUUGACAAUGAACUUGAAGACAGAACACAAAUUAAACCAAUUGUGCGAACAUCACUGGUCCUGUGCUCCAGUGUUUACAUUGCCACAAGUUUCUUUGCAUAUCUCCUCUUUGGUGAGGGCACACUGGAUGAUGUGCUUGCAAACUUUGAUUCAAAUCUUGGCAUUCCGUUCAGCUCUGUCUUUGAUGAUAUAGUGCGAGUGAGCUAUGCUGCGCAUGUCAUGCUUGUCUUUCCCAUUGUCUUCUUUGCCCUUCGACUCAACUUGGAUGGAUUGCUUUUCCCCACGUCGAGGCACAUUUCUCGUGAUAAUAAGAGAUUUGCCAUCAUCACUCUCUCUCUCCUAGCAGUAAUUUAUUUUGCUGCCAUUCUUAUACCAAGCAUUUGGGACGCAUUCCAGUUUACUGGUGCCACAGCCGCCGUCCUUAUUGGUUUCAUCUUUCCUGCCAUGGUCAUACUUAGGGAUUCUUAUGGAAUAGCAACCAAGCGUGACAAGAUCCUGGCUGUAACCAUGAUUGUGCUUGCUGUUCUCUCAAAUUCUGUUGCCUUAUACAGUGACGCGAUGAACAUCUUCCAUAAGGAGGAGGUGGCCUGAACUUAAGACUUAAAAGGCUAGUUGUCGUUGCUAGUUGUCGUUGAUGCAGGAAGCAUGGCUUCGGAGUGCAAAGCUCAGAUGCUGUGAAGGAUGAUGAUUAACUGUAUGCUGUGAAGGAAGAUGAUUUCUUGGUCAGCACCAGAAGAUUGAGUCACUUGAAAUAAUCAGAUGCUUGAAGUUGCUGGGUUUCCUGUACACAAACCGGCUCAACAUCGAAUUGAGCCUCCUGCAAUAUAUGUAUAUUCUAUGUGCUUGUAUUAGCAAAGAAUGGUAGUAUGUCUUGGAAAACCUUUCUCCACAAUAAUGCACAGUUGGGCCGAUGUAUGAGUUGAGUUAAAUUUGUCGUAUGUGAACAUGGACUUUUCCAUUAAGAAUGAAAUGAUUACCGUUCCCAGGGUACCAUCUUUCAGUUA
Phragmites australis (common reed) is the source of this 2230-nucleotide messenger RNA. Its product is annotated as amino acid transporter AVT6A-like. Gene Ontology annotation, molecular function: amino acid transmembrane transporter activity. The transcript has 7 exons. Bases 441 to 1817 code for a protein of 458 amino acids. NCBI's taxonomy places the organism in Eukaryota, Viridiplantae, Streptophyta, Magnoliopsida, Poales, Poaceae. Gene Ontology annotation, biological process: amino acid transmembrane transport. The record is from RefSeq and is a predicted model, not a curated record.